This is a messenger RNA of Scophthalmus maximus (turbot), 1081 nucleotides long. RefSeq names its product rho-related GTP-binding protein RhoA-D. The transcript has 5 exons. Gene Ontology annotation, molecular function: GTP binding; GTPase activity. Gene Ontology annotation, cellular component: neuron projection. Bases 149 to 730 code for a protein of 193 amino acids. The record is from RefSeq and is a predicted model, not a curated record. NCBI's taxonomy places the organism in Eukaryota, Metazoa, Chordata, Actinopteri, Pleuronectiformes, Scophthalmidae. Gene Ontology annotation, biological process: small GTPase-mediated signal transduction.
GGGACCGUGAAUGCGGCACUCUGGGAGGGUCCUGGGAGCGUCGACCUUAGCUUCUCGGACGCUCACUCGCUCGGAUCGCGGCUACUCAACGGGAGGAGGAAACGCGGAGCUCUUUGGCAUUUGAAAGCGCUGUGUGUGGGGGAAAAAGAUGGCAGCCAUCAGGAAGAAGCUGGUGAUAGUCGGGGAUGGUGCGUGUGGGAAAACCUGUCUGCUCAUCGUCUUCAGCAAGGACCAGUUCCCGGAGGUCUACGUCCCCACGGUGUUUGAGAACUACAUCGCUGACAUUGAAGUUGAUGGCAAACAGGUGGAGUUAGCGUUGUGGGACACAGCAGGUCAGGAGGACUACGACCGACUGAGGCCUCUCUCCUACCCCGACACAGACGUCAUCCUCAUGUGCUUCUCCAUAGACAGCCCUGACAGUUUAGAGAACAUUCCUGAGAAGUGGACACCUGAGGUGAAACACUUUUGUCCCAACGUCCCGAUCAUUCUCGUGGGCAACAAGAAGGACCUCAGGAAUGAUGAACACACACGUAGGGAGCUGGCCAAGAUGAAACAGGAGCCUGUGAAGUCUGAAGAGGGCAGAGACAUGGCCAAUCGCAUCAGUGCCUUCGGCUACCUGGAGUGCUCCGCCAAGACCAAGGACGGCGUGCGGGAGGUGUUUGAGAUGGCCACCAGGGCAGCGCUGCAGGUCCGCAAGCGCAAAAAGAGGGGCGGCUGCCAGCUACUGUGAGGAGGUGGCGUUCGUUUGCCGAUCAGCACCCGAGGGGAGCACUCCCCCGACACACUGAGCAAACCUCGAGAAACCUUAAAUCAGUGGCUUCCGUGGACUAUACGUACUUCACAGAUAUGCCACAGGCAUGAAAGACUGACACAACCUGUUUAAAAGCAAAACAAAUCAGCCUUUUUAAUAUUUCCUCUGCUACUUACACUGUCUGUGAUUUUCUGUUGUUUUGCUGUUUCGUUUUUCCUCCACCAGCCUGUUUUGCGAGAAGGACCCGUCCCCUCCUCCUCCUGUGUGUAUGUAUGAAUGUAUGUUUGUAUUUAAAGGUGCAUAUACUUACAAAUACAUCAUGCUUCUGCC